This is a messenger RNA of Podospora pseudocomata, 696 nucleotides long. RefSeq lists its product as uncharacterized. Lineage: Eukaryota; Fungi; Ascomycota; Sordariomycetes; Sordariales; Podosporaceae. Gene Ontology annotation, cellular component: mitochondrial intermembrane space. Gene Ontology annotation, biological process: phospholipid transport. The transcript has a single exon. The record is from RefSeq and is a predicted model, not a curated record. Gene Ontology annotation, molecular function: phosphatidic acid transfer activity. The coding region runs from base 1 to 696 and encodes 231 amino acids.
AUGGUCCUCACCCACACCACCAACCACACCUACGCCCAUCCCUUCCCCGCCGUCUCGCUCGCUUUCUUCCUCCGCUACUGCUCCCCCCAGCUCAACCCCUUUGCCUCUCAUGUCCUCAGCACCGACACCAUCGACUCCCACAUCGACCCUGCCACCGGCCGCCUCCACACAACCCGCAUCCACCUCAAGAAGUCCCGCAUGCCCCCCGCCGUCAUGAAGCUCCUCCCUACCACCCUCACAGGCGGGACCGCCUCCCAGGCCUCGUACAUCCUCGAGACUUCUGUGGUGGAUAUGCGCGAAGGCUGGAUGUCCACCGAGUCUCGCAACCUCAACUUCGUCGGCGUGCUGUCGGUAGUCGAAAGACAAAUGUACAGCAUUCCCAAGACGAGAACUCUGGACAACACCGAGGUGGAAACCAAGGUUGUGUUCAGAUCCAGGUUGGGAGAGAAGCUCCGGGACAAGUUGUCGCAUCAGAACCUGUCUACCACUGCCCAGGAGGGCGGGUUCUUCGCCAGGCUGGGAGCGAGGGGUAUCCAGAGGAGCAUUGAAACGCUGGCUUCGACAAAGACGCAGGAUCAAUUGGGGAAGAGCAGAGAGGGCAUGAAGAUGAUUCUGGAGAGGUUGAGGCAGACAGGGAUCAUUGGUGUGCUAGAGCUGAGGCGGGCCGCGAGAGAGCGGAGUAUGGCUGCUGCUUGA